This is a messenger RNA of Medicago truncatula (barrel medic), 1662 nucleotides long. Its product is annotated as coumaroyl-CoA:anthocyanidin 3-O-glucoside-6''-O-coumaroyltransferase 1. Bases 66 to 1532 code for a protein of 488 amino acids. The record is from RefSeq and is a predicted model, not a curated record. NCBI's taxonomy places the organism in Eukaryota, Viridiplantae, Streptophyta, Magnoliopsida, Fabales, Fabaceae. The transcript has a single exon.
CAACAAAUUCCAAAUGGACCACUCUUUCUCGACUUCUCCUUUCUCAUUCCACAACAACACUAAACAUGAACAACACAAACACAAACAUAACUCACGAGACCAAGUUCACCAUGAAGGUGAUAGAACAUAGUCAAGUUGCACCACCACCAAAUUCACUUACAUCACCAACCAUUCUACCCUUAACUUUCUUCGACAUACCAUGGUUUUAUUGUCACCCAAUUCAACGUAUCUUCUUCUACCAUUUUCCUCAUCCAACUCAUCAUUUCCUUCAAACAACACUUCCCAUUCUCAAACACUCACUUUCCAUAACCCUCCUACACUUCUUCCCUUUUUCCUCUAACCUCAUCGUCCCUCCAAAUUCCCAAAACACCGAUCCUUACAUACGUUACCUCGAUGAAGACUCUAUCUCCUUCACCGUAGCUGAAUCCUCAGCAGACUUCAAUAUCCUCGUAUCUGAUUCACAAGAUGCUCAAAACUGGCACCAUCUUGUUCCAAAUUUACCUCCACCUCGUACCGAACAAGACAACACUCGCAUCAUCCCUAUAAUGGCUAUUCAAGUCACCGUUCUUCCAAACUCCGGCUUGUCUAUUUGCCUAAGUUACAACCAUGUUGCUGCAGACGGAAAAUCACUUCACCAUUUCGUGAAAUUUUGGGCCUCUCUUUCAAAAGCCAUAGCAAAAAACAACAAUAAUUUGUCUCUUGAAUACUCUCCGCCUCUUGAUCUUCCUUCACAUGAAAGAGAUAGAGUUAAAGAUCCAAAUGGUCUUAAACUUGUAUACUUGCAAGAAUUAGAAGAUUCUGAAUCAAAUGAAAUGGAAUUUGCGGGUUUGGUUCGAGAUUCUUAUGUUAACAAGAUAAGAACAGCUUUAGUGUUGAGCUAUGAACAAGUCCAGAAGUUAAAGAAAUGGGUUACUGAUAAAUGUAAAGAGAGUUGUAGAAUACAACACUUGUCAACUUUUGUUGUAACAAGUUCCUUGAUUUGGUUUUGUAUGAUAAAAGCAGAGGAGGGUGAUAGCAAAAGUGAUGAAGGUGAUUGUGUUGAUCUUGAUGAUCACUGCUACUUUGUGUUUCUUGCAGAUUGUCGUGAUAGCGGUGAAUUGUCAUUACCAAAAACUUAUUUUGGAAAUUGUCUUGCAUCUUAUACCGUGGCUGUAAAGAGAGAUGAGUUAAUUGGAAAAAAUGGGAUUGUUUCGGCUUCAAUUGGUAUCGAAAAGAAGAUAAGACAUUUAAAGAGUCAUGCUUUGUUAGGAGCUGAAACAUUGAUGUCUGAUUAUAGGGAAAUGUCAAAACCUGGUAAGUCUGUAACUGUGGUUGCUGGUUCACCGAAAUUGGCUGUUUAUGAGACAGAUUUUGGGUGGGGGAAGCCUAAGAAAUCUGAUGCUGUUCAUCUUGAUUCGUCCGGUUCGAUUUCUCUUUCUGAUUGUAGAGACGGCGGAGGUGGAAUUGAAGUUGGUUUGGCUCUUGAGAGGUCUAGAAUCACUAAUUUCAUCAACAUCUUUCAAGAACAACUUGAUAAUAUUUGUAGCAUGUGAAUGAACUAAGGAAACUUAUAAUGAGUUUGUUUUCUCAAUUUAGGCAAAACAUUCCAAUUUCCUUUUUCUUUUGUUACCAAUUUGUUGUUCAAUAAGUUUGGCAAACAUUAAAGUGAACUCUAUUUACAUG